GGGUCACUGUUGGAGGAUCGCAUUGGCGGCGAAGGCAGCAGAGAAGAAGCGAGGCGGGGGGGAAAGCGAAUCACAGGCGCAUAAGAAAAUCAGAGUCGGAGUCGACCAUCAUCAGUUCAGACAGCCAGCUCUGGCAGAUGCACCCGGCUGUCAUAACUGGCUUUUAGACCCAGGACGAGUCGGCAGCCAAAGGAGCAGCUCUCCUCCUGUUAUUGCUACUAUUUUUCUUAAAAGAAUCCUUUUUUUUUCCUUCUAAAGUCCUUCCAGAGGAGAUAGAAGAGGAGAUCAAGCAAGUCCCUGCGUGAGAGGAAACGGGCUGUAUCUCAACCGUUGCUGAACUGCCAUGGGCCUCUUGUGGUUCCCUAAACUCGUCCUGAUGAUCUCAGCCUUCGUCCCACAACGGUCCCUGAGCUGUCCCUCCGGAUGUCGCUGCUACAGCCUCACGGUGGAGUGUGGCUCACUCGGCAUCAAAGAGGUCCCACACGGCAUCCCUUCCAUCACCGAGACCAUCUUUCUCCAGGACAACACAAUAGUGCAGAUCCGUCUUCAGGAUCUAACUGGCCUGGAAAGCCUCCAUUAUCUGUACCUCCAGAAUAACAGCAUUUCAGCCUUGGAGCCUGGGGCUUUUCUGAACCAAGGACAGCUAUUGGAGCUGGCUCUGAAUGGUAACCUCAUCCACUUGGUCACCCCUGACAUGUUUCAGGGUCUAGAGCACCUCCGGAUUCUUUACCUUGCUGGAAACCAGAUUACCCGAAUCCAGGAUCACACCUUCAGAGGACUGCAGCGACUGCAGGAGCUUCACCUGCAGGAAAACAGCAUAGAGCUGCUGGCAGAGCAUGCUCUGUCUGGGCUUUCAUCUUUAGCUCUCUUGGACCUCAGCAAAAAUCACCUCCGCACACUUGGAGCUUCGUUUCUCAAACCACUUGUCAGUCUGCAAGUACUCCGUGUCACAGAGAACCCGUGGCGCUGUGACUGCGCUCUCGCCUGGCUACGAACCUGGAUCAGCGAAGACGGACAGCGUCUGUUGAGUUCUGCAGAGCAGCGAAGGUUGAUGUGCUCCGAGCCGCCCCGUCUCUCCCACCUUAGCCUGGCAGAGGUGGCUCCCAACAGUUUGGUGUGUAUCCCCCCUGUGGUGCAGCUGGAGCCCAGCCACCUGACCGUGCGACUCGGAGAGAGCCUCAGAGUCUCCUGCCAGGCAUCAGGAUACCCUCAGCCUCUGGUAACUUGGAAGAAAUCUGCUCACGGUAGGGCCCAGCUAUCACCUCGGGGGCUGUUCCAAGAGCUCGGACCCAGUGGGGACCUUUUUAGAUCUGGAGCAGGUGGAGUGGUGACAGCUCUGCCCAGCAGCGGAGGACUCAAGGUGGGAGGUAUUGGAGGAAUCAAUGGGGUUGUGCGUGGGACUGAGGAAGGUGCUGAAAGGGACAGUUUUGAUUCAGACAUGGGCAGUGGAAUGCUGUUCCUCAGCAAUGUGACUGUAGCGCAUGCUGGCCGCUAUGAAUGUGAGGCAUGGAACCCAGGAGGUGUGGCAAAGGUUACUUUCCACCUUGCUGUCAACAUGUCUUCCUCCUACACAUCCCAGUACUGGCCUCGUUUGAACACUCACUCAUUCGUUUCCUCUUCAUCAAGCUCUUUUUAUCAGCCAGACGUUCUUGACGUUAGCCAGGAGCCUUUGUAUGAGCAGGACAGCAUGGACUUCACCGCUCUAGGCCCAGCCACACAGACUGCCAUUGCUAUUGGCAUCUCCUUGCUGGCGCUUACCGCUGUUCUCCUCCUCAUUAUGAUCUACACUCGGCAUCAGCAGUAUAGCAAAGAAGAGAGCGGCUCGUACUGCGCAAACAAAGAGGAGAGCAUCCUCUAUGUAAAUGACUACUCUGACGGACCCACCACCUUCGCGCAGCUCGAGGAGUACCGAGAUGACCACGGUCACGAGAUGUACGUACUCAACCGGGCCAAGCCGGUCGUGGGUUCCAAUGUAUCCAGAUGUUCCAUGAUGAGCGGUUUCAUCCAGCAGAAGGGCAUGAAGGAAGCUCUCCUUGACCAUGAAAUGGUGCAGACAUUAACCAGAUCAGGAGGAGCAGGGCUUCGCAGAAACCCGGCGGACGGAGGAGAAGGGCCUUUGACGACGGAUCCAGAGGAGCUCUUUCUCAACCAGAGUCUCCUCUUUGGAUCACAGGUUGCCUAUGAGAUCCACUGUUAAGAUACCUGUAAAAUAUGCCUACACGCUAAAAAAAAAUGUUUGUGGACUUUGACAAAAUCAUUUUGGUGAAGUGAUUUCAAGCAUUUGAUCAUUAUCAAGCCAUUAAAACAGGAGACUGGAGCGAUUGUUGGUGGGAGAUGGGGGCUAUGGUCACACACAGUUUGCCAGGGAUCCCCAAUGACUUUAUGUCAUUAAAAAGGCUCGAUGGACUGAAAAGUGGUCAUUACAGGGAUAAUUACUUGUGAUCCAUACUUUUUGGUCCCCAUAUAAACCCUUUAAGUAUCAGUAUUACACCAUUUCAAACUAAUCUCAACUGCGCAAGAAGCAAUGGAUACUGAUGGUUGACUAUUUUGUACAAAUUUUUUUUUUUAGUUUAAGCUGUUUUAGUUUAGUUUUGUGUAAAUACAAUGAAGCCACUUUUCACUGUGAAGUGUAGCUGUUUUAUGGACCUUCAUGCAGAUUAGAGUUCCAUUAUUUCUACAAGUGAAACUGCAUUAUCCUUUCCAUUUGCCUGACUUGGCAUAGUGAUGGUAGUGAGGGUAAUGGGGAUGGAGGGUUGAUUAAAAAAGUUCAGUCUGACAAUUAUUUUUUUGUGUGUUUAAUGGCGUUGAAGUUUCAUUUAUUUAUUUUUUUGUCACAGAUGGAGGAACAGAGGUGCAAAACACAGUGACACCACAAAGACGCAAAACGAGUCAAUAAAACACCCAUUUACAUAUUCAUUUGUAUCUUCAAAAGACCAAGAAAGAACUAAAAAGACUUUAACUUUUGAAAGAAUCAACAACAGAACAAAGAACAAACGGGGUUUGAAGUAAACACUUCAUUUGCAAUUACAGUCUCAGAGAUUUUAAUCCAUGGCCUCCUAACUUGAACAUCAUUGGGAAGCCAUUUGGGAAAAAAUGUUGGAAUUAGAAGUUGUGGAUUUUGAACACCAUGGCGAGCUUGCAAAAGUAGCGUUUUUCUGUUGCUUGCACAUUUCUUACCAGAAUAUUGUGAAAAUUUAAUACAUGAAUUGUUAGACUCAAGCUGAAAAAAACGAUGUAACAUACGAUAUGAUCAUAUUAGGAAUGUGGGCGUGGUUAACAAAAAAAAAUUGUUGCAAAGCGAAUUCAAAAAUGUACUUUUGCCGAUUCUUUUAAAAUUUACAUAGAUCUGUUUGUCACUCCCGGGUGACCAAACCCUAAAGUGGUUGCUGUGGAGAUAAAACCAACAGAGAAGCCACCUUUUUGAAAAAAAAGGCUUUUUUUUCAUGAAUUUGUCACAUGACUAGGGCAUUAGUGGGUCACGUGGGUGGGGGGAGGGUAACUCCUGUGGGGCAUGCCACUCAUGGUUAUAAUACUUUUUGUUGAAUAUGUUGUCUAAAAAAAUAUAUUUGUUUGGUUUCAACACUCUUUUUAAACCGAAGCUCAUAAACUCAUCUGUUCUGAUAUGAGGAAUCAUAUUUGGAUUCUUCAGACUGCAACAGCCAUGAAAACCUUUACUCCUUAAUUUCUAUACAAUAAAAGACCUCCAAAACA
This is a messenger RNA of Oryzias latipes (Japanese medaka), 3711 nucleotides long. RefSeq names its product leucine rich repeat containing 24 (gene lrrc24). Gene Ontology annotation, molecular function: protein binding. NCBI's taxonomy places the organism in Eukaryota, Metazoa, Chordata, Actinopteri, Beloniformes, Adrianichthyidae. The record is from RefSeq and is a predicted model, not a curated record.